AUGCCCACCUGGCUUGUACAUGGGUUCCGGUGGCCGCGUGCACAGAUUCGCAUACACAUCAUUCUCCAGAACCUCGACGAUGCCGCCCCGGAGUGGCUCAUGGCCCCUGCGACAGUUGCUUGUAUGACGAAGAACUUCAAGGAUCAAUGGCCAGAAACAAUGGCCAAGCUGCCGAACCUGCAAUUCAUUGAGCAGUACGACCCUGACGACUUUACUGUCAAAGACCAGCCCCACGCAUACGUCUGUGACAUUGUGCACGAAAUUAAGCUUGGGGUAGAUAUAGAAGAAGUCCAGGGUGCUGAAAUAACCGACGACCAGCGCGCCGCCAUCACUGAGCUGCGGGACAAGGUUGCGCCAGGGGAAAAGCUGGCCUGGUUCGUAGUAGUCAAUGGCGAUGUCGAAAGGUGGGCUCCACCGCUCGAGGAUGAUGACGCCACACCAGAGGCUAGCCAGCUCAGCCCGCACAGCCAGGCGAGUAGUGUAUUGCAGUCGGAUAUAUCCCCUGCCCCAGAGCCCGAACGGCCAUCCACAAGUCGGAGUCUGAAGAAGUGGUUCGGAGGAAAGCUGAGAAAAACGAAAAGUGGGCGGUCCCUGAGGGGCGAUGCAGUAGCUGCGGCUGAGGAGCCAGCUCCACCACUACCACCCAUCUCUCCACGCCAUGCCCUCCACGCUGCCAACGGGAAAGCGCCGGAACCUCAAACUGCUGCUCCUUGA
Molecule: messenger RNA, 714 nt
Organism: Bipolaris zeicola 26-R-13
Lineage: Eukaryota; Fungi; Ascomycota; Dothideomycetes; Pleosporales; Pleosporaceae
Exons: 2
Coding region: 1-714 (237 amino acids)
Source: RefSeq, a predicted model, not a curated record